GAGAGAGGGUCCGGCUCCCGGGGGGAGAGGGUCCGGCUCCCGGGGGGAGAUGCCCGCCGUCUGUAGCAGAGCCACCCUCCUCUGGGGCAGGAGUACGCUGCUCCUUGUGGGUCCCAUCUGCCUCCUGCUGCCUUUAGCUAUCGCCGGGCGCAGCUCCGAAGCCUAUUGUGGAUUUAUUGUGAUCUUGAUGGCUGUAUAUUGGUGCACUGAAGUCAUCCCGUUGGCUGUCACUGCCCUCCUUCCCAUCUUACUCUUCCCACUCUUUGGAAUCAUGCCGUCGAAACAAGUGUGUAUGCAGUACCUGCAGGAUACCAGCGCCUUCUUCAUUGGGGGGUUAAUGGUGGCCAUAGCGAUUGAACACUGGCAUCUUCACAAACGGAUCGCCCUGAGAACCCUCAUGCUUCUGGGUGUCAAACCAGCUCUGUUAAUGUUGGGGUUCAUGGCUGUGACGUCAUUCCUAUCGAUGUGGAUCAGUAACACAGCCACGACAGCGAUGAUGAUCCCCAUCAUAGAGGCCGUGCUGGAGCAGCUCAGUAGCGCUGAUGUGGAGGCAGAACAAACUGAUUUGGAAAGUGCAGGGCCAACCAAUGACUUGGAACUGGAGACAAAGAGCUCCAAAAAUGAACUGGACUCGUCAGAUCCGAUUUUUUCAUCGGUCAAGGAGGGAAAUGAUCCUGUUCGGAAUGGAAAUGUACCCACAAGGUCCAGACAUCCCAAGAUCAAGAGUGAGCAAAUGAGGAUAUAUAAAGCUCUGACCCUGUGUGUCUGCUACGCAGCCAGUAUAGGAGGUACAGGCACUCUGACUGGCACCGUCGCCAACAUGGUGCUGAAGGGACAGGUCAACCAGAUUUUCCCAGAAAGCGGAGAAGUGGUUAAUUUCGCCUCGUGGUUUGCAUUCUCGUUUCCCAACAUGCUGAUUAUGUUCUUUCUCUGCUGGUUAUGGCUGCAGGCGUUAUUCCUGGGACUCAAUUUUCGGAAGCUGUGGGGCUGGCGAAUCCCAAUUACCCCAAAGGAGAAGAGAGCUAAUGAUGUCAUUGUGAGAGAGUACAAGAAGCUGGGGCCCAUGUCCUUUGCAGAGAAAGCCGUGCUCGUCCUCUUUGUCCUGGUGGUACUGCUCUGGUUCACACGGGAGCCUGGCUUCGUCCGGGGCUGGGGAUACCUCUUAUUCAAGAGCAACGGCAAAGGAUACGUCAGUGAUGCCACUGUGGCUGUUCUCAUCGCAAUCCUCAUGUUCAUCAUCCCAUCGAAGAAACCAAACUUCACACCAUGGAAUCAGGUGCAGCAGAGCUCGAAUGAGGAUAUCUCAGCAGAACAGGAGGGAGCGAGCCCGAGACUCCUGAGUUGGGAUGUUGUUCACCAUAAGCUGCCCUGGAAUGUGGUAUUCCUGUUGGGAGGAGGCUUUGCGCUGGCUAAAGGCUGUGAGGUUUCUGGCCUUUCCAGGUGGUUGGGGAAUCAGUUACUGCCCCUCCAGACCAUUCCCCCAUGGGCCAUUGUGGUUAUCUUGUGUCUGACAGUUGCUAUCUUCACAGAGUGCACCAGCAAUGUCGCUACAGCUACCCUCUUCCUCCCUGUCCUGGCUUCAAUGGCCACCACCAUCCGGCUGAAUCCUCUGUACGUGAUGAUCCCGACCACUUUAAGCUCUUCCCUUGCCUUCAUGUUGCCUGUUGCUACACCCUCCAACGCCAUCGUGUUCUCCUACGGUCACCUCAGGGUCUUCGAUAUGGUCAAGGCUGGGCUCAUGCUGAACAUCAUCGGAGUGGCCAGUGUCACUCUCGCCAUCAACACCUGGGGUCGGCUCAUGUUCAAUCUGGACAGCUUCCCCGAAUGGGCUAACGUCACCCAGAGAGAGUGAGACCGGGAGCAUUUUUAUUCCGUCAUGUGGGAGCCGGAGGGUAUUGAGGUGGGAAAUGGGGAGAGUGGAGCAUUAGACGCUGUGGCCUACACACAGUGAAUCCUAGAGAGAUGUGACUGGGCCAAGUGUGAUGUAUGGGGCAUAGAUCACUUGACUGAGCGGAAUGAUAAGUGUGUUGAUUAAAAGCCUGAAUUAUCUCCAAUAGCUGUAGCCUUUAGUUGGGUUCCUUGGUUUCCAAUUCUUCCACAGCCUUGUCCCUCCGUCACUCUGUAACGUUGUCUGGACCCACUAACCGUCCAAGAUCUCUGCACUGUGCACUUUUGGCCCCUUGGUCACUGACGUUACUGACUCCAUUGCCUGUAGCCAUUCCAUCAGCUGCUUGGGCUCUGAGCUCUGACAUACCCUCCCUCAGCCUCCCCACGUUUCUCGCAAACUCUGCUUCCCCCCUCCCCACCCCAACCCACUGAAGAGAUGCCUCUUUUUCAAACUACUGGUCCCCAAGCUCAUUAUAGCUGUGUGUGAGUAUUUGCUGAACAAUACGCCUGUGAAUUGUGUGGAAUGUUUUACUAUCUCGAAGGCGUUAUACAAAUGCAAGUUGUGUUUGCUCAGUCCUGGAUGAAACUGAGUGAGGUGACCAGUCUGGGUACCUGGAUCUGUCACCUGUUAUCAGCCUGGAAUUGAGAAUUGUUCCUCACUGUUUAUACCCCUCAGUUCAACAAAACAGAAAAGGUCAUCAAAUCCAGUGAAAAUACAAGAGGGUGUCAGUGUCACAUUCUGUCUAAUGUUUGUUUUGUGUUCAAUCAGUACAUUCUUUUAGAGCCUGUCUCCUCCAUUUCUUCUGUUUUAGAUCAAAACCUUUUCAAUAAAGUGGCCUUUGAAAAUCAGUCAGUGUUAA
Hemiscyllium ocellatum (epaulette shark) is the source of this 2747-nucleotide messenger RNA. Its product is annotated as Na(+)/citrate cotransporter-like. Gene Ontology annotation, cellular component: membrane. Bases 50 to 1852 code for a protein of 600 amino acids. Gene Ontology annotation, molecular function: sodium:dicarboxylate symporter activity; citrate transmembrane transporter activity; succinate transmembrane transporter activity. NCBI's taxonomy places the organism in Eukaryota, Metazoa, Chordata, Chondrichthyes, Orectolobiformes, Hemiscylliidae. The record is from RefSeq and is a predicted model, not a curated record. The transcript has 12 exons. Gene Ontology annotation, biological process: monoatomic anion transmembrane transport; citrate transport.